AUGAGAACACGACCACCUGAUGCGCGAUUAUGGCUAUUCGGGACAGUAUUACUAUUUUUGCUUGGAAAAUCAUGGGCCCAAUACCCGUAUUCGUGGUCGAAGGGCAACGCGAGGCUGUGGUGCAAUAUUAGCAGCGUAGAUGGAGAUUGGCAGCAAGUCGGCACAUCGUGUUUCAUGAGUAACCCUGCGCAGCGCGUCCCGUUCGCCUCGUCGCUGUCGCUGUGCAAACGAACGAACAACACCUACCCGGCCCGGCUGGACAACUUCUUGGUCUUGCGCGCCAUGCUGAAGAUGCGGUUGUUCCAAGAGAGCACGAUGUGGACAGGCUACUCCACCAGCGACCUUCGCGAGUUGAGCAGCAUCUCGAUGGCCGGCAACUUCUCGGUGUUCAACCCGUCGUGGGCGUUCAGCCAGCCGACGCUGGGGGAGAGCGGCGAUUCGCGCUGUGUGGCCGUGACGGUUCGAAACUCGUCCGAGGUUUUACAAGAAACCCUUGAACAAAUCGGCUGGUCGCUGCGCAACUGCUCCGAGACGCUGCCCGUCCUUUGCGAGACGUUCGCCUGCAGAGAUGACGAGUGGCGCUGUGGCGACAAUUCAAGGUGCAUCCCCAAGUCGGCGGUCAACGACGGGUUUCGCGAUUGCGCCGACGGCAGCGACGAGGUUGAUUUGUCGACGAUAGACCUCGAGAAUUUGCCGGCUGGUUUUCAGGGGCGACGACGCUACCCGGUCAAUCGGACAAUCGUGCUUCGGGAUAAGGAGGGAAUUCUAGAAGUUUCCUUCGAGCAGCCACAAACCCGUAGAUGGCGCAUUGAUAACCCUGGCAGAAGUAGUGUGAUGCUCGUGAUUUCCGGCCAAAUCCCCAGCGGCUCGGUGCUGAACAUCUCCUCGUGCACGUCAGCCCAACUCUCGUUGGGCUCGGAUUUUCAGCUGCCGUUAAUCACCGCCUCGGCUGAUCCUUGUAUCCAGCUAGCGCUGGUCUCCUCUCGCCCGGCUUAUGGGUCGUUGCAGAUCAAAUAUUAUCGAGCCUGCCCUGCCUUCACCUCUUCCCCUUCCGGCACUGUCAUCCUCAACGGUCCAUUUGCCACCUCUACCCCAACCUGGCCCCCUGGCUCCGACCUGAGCCCAACAUAUCUGACCCCGGCCGUGCUCAGCUACUCGUUUGUCGUCGGGCCGAAGAGCCCCAGAGCUAUUAGUAUUCUUGUCGACGAGUUGAGGCUGGAUGAAACGACGAUAAUGACGAUCUCGUCACCAACCGGGGAAAGCCGUACGCUAAACGCUGGGUGUCUGCCCCUCUGCCAGUCGGCGAUGCACUUCUCCCAGUCGCCGUUAAAAUUCUUCAUCUCCAGCGCUUCUGGGAGAUUCGUCAUUAAACUACGGUAUUCGCAAGAAUGCCCCUCCCCGGAUAUUCCACGAGACGUCGAGGUGGACCCCGAAAUCCCGCACCGUACCCUCGGCUCUACCGUAACCGCCAGAUGCCCGGAUGGGAGAUUUCUUGCCGGCCCCGAGCAGAUCGAAUGCCUUUUUGGUGGCGUGUGGUCGGCAAGAAUCGGGGAAUGCGUCGAAACGUCAAUAUUCUGCCCGCUUCCUGUCGUCUCCAACGGAUAUCCCAUCGGUUACGAACGCAAUUUGUUGAUAGUCCAGGUGAUUAUAUGCUUGGUGGACGUUUUGACGCGUCGCGGUCACGAUGCGUUAGUGUCGUGCGAGAUUUGCGAAUUUGGAGAGCAAAUCGGCGAGGUUCGAUUCAACGUGUGGAGCGGAUGGGCGGUGGAUACCCGAGCCGGCGUGCAGUUCAGUGGAAUGCCCCCAGCCCGAGCUGAUGAUCAACAACAACACCCUGGUCAACACGACGGCGCCCGUCUGGCGAGUGCACAAUACGAAGCCACCAACAACGAGGUGUACCCAAAGGACCCGUGGCUACAGUGCACACGCAACGGCACGUGGGAGCAGUUCAAUUUUGACCAAAAAUCGAAGGCCUGCCCAAGGGUGUCCGUGCCAUUCGGGACGCUUGACUGGACGAGCUACGAGCACUACGGGGAACCCGUCUGCGCCAACGGGUUCGAGCCAACCCCGGAAGCGGCGUUUUGUCUCGAUGAUUGGCAAUAUCUGUGGCAACCGUGUAGAGCCAAAACCUACGACAGUUUCAUCUGCGGCCCGGGCGAGUGGGUCAAACUGGACGUCGGCUAUACGUGCGCGUGCCACGAGAAUUUUGAGUUUAACGGGACGACGUGCGUCGUAAUCGACGAGUGCGCGCGGAAGACGGACGCUUGCCAGCCGGGCGUCAGUAGAUGCGUGCCGCUUGCGGAAGGCGGCUACGAAUGCGCCUGUCUACUGCCAGACUACGAAAAACGAGGCCACGAAUGUGUUUUUAAAACGUGCCCCAUCGCUGCCCUUCCGAAGCCUGACAAUCACAAGCGUCAAGGCCAAUUCUACCUAUCCGACCCGAAUCGCCAGUAUUUCUUCGUGAAAACUACGGUGGCGAUGUACAUCAGCGCGUGGAGCAACACGCAUCAGGUGCUCAGCCCGGCCUACCGCUCAGUGUGGCAGUGUGUCAACAGUGGAACGGAAGCUGUGUGGCAGCUCAUUGAGGGGACCGUGACGACGUACGAUGAUAUUAAGUGUAGCGGAAAAGCCGCCUGCGACUGCUCGUUUGUGCCCGGUUUCGAAGGCCCGACCUGUUCGGACGUGACGAAGUAUUGCCGCGGAAUUGAUCCAUGCGUCCCCGAAAAUACGCAGAAUUGCGACCUCUGCACCGAUCCGAAAAAAGGCUGCGACACGGCCGUCUGCGAGAACGAGGGAAUGUGCCUGAACGUAUACGGCGAAGACGACGAGCAGAAUCACGUCUGCUCGUGUACGGCGACUUGGGCAGGGGCAAACUGCUCCAACAGUAUCUCGUACUGUCGCCUGUCACCGUGUCUAAAUGGUGGAGACUGUACGGACGACGUGAUGAGCGGUUAUAUCUGUUCCUGCCCGAGGCGUAAUUUGGAGCAUUAUGGAAUGGAAGCUUGCGGGAUCGGCACCCUCUGCCUUAACGGUGGCACGUGCACCAAUGAAACGUCAUUAGACGAAGUCCGAGGGAUCUGCCAAUGCCCCGUCGGCUUCAGCGGCCAAUAUUGUGAGAAUGCCAAGGACUCCAAGCUCAGCUUCAACCUCGACUUCAACGGAAUCCCUAGCCCGCAGCCGAUCGUCUCCACCAAAGUCAAGCUCAGCUUUUUGAGAGAAUUCACGCUUUGUGGUUGGGUACGGUACCGCCCAACACCAGGAGCGGGGGAGGAGCAACCUCCGUUUUUGAGCCUGAUCCUGGACCAAAGUGACACGGAAUUCCUGUCGAUCAGCAAUCGGGGGAUCACGCUCAAUGGGACGCGAGCACUUCAAUUUGAAGCUGAGCCGAAUUUAUGGAAACAUGAUGGCCAAAUGGUAAACCGUACGAAUUUCCCGGCGGUGACGACGACCAGUGACGGCAAUUUCUACAUUCAACUCGCCCGACCCCAACCCGGAAGGGCCCCUUUUAUAGGGGACAUCGGCUACGUGACUUUCGACUACACCCGAACCGACGACCAGGAGAUCAAGCAGCUCGCGUUCAACUGCACACUGUCAAAGGACGCCUCGCUAAUUCAAUGGCCCGAAAACUACACACGAAUCGACGAUUCAAACCCGGGCGUCACGAAGAGUUACCCUGGGAUAUGUGCGGCUCCGCAACGAGACUGUAGACAGAAUGACCGGAAUUGUACAACGAAAGACAAAAUCCCGCCGACCAUCGUAUCAUGCCCCCAGGAUAUGCGAAUCGUCAGCAGCCAGCGGCUCGUCCAGGUGAAUUGGACGGCACAAUUCGAGGACAACGUGGCCGUCGUCAGAAUCGAGGCCAACUAUCGUUCCGGUCAAAUAUUUUCAUGGGGCAUGUACGCAAUUCUGAUCACCGCCUACGACGCGAACGAAAAUUCGGUGACUUGCCAAUUUAAGGUUACGGUAGCGCCGAAUGAGUGUGGCGGUGUGAUAUCACCUGAGAAUGGGCGAUCGACGAUGCGAGAUGUGAAUGGGACCGAUGCGAUCAAGGCCGUGUUCGUCAAUUGUACAGCCGAGUACUACCCACCGAUUCGGCCGAGUUUUUAUUUGUGCGAUUCACUGGGCCAAUGGGACCGGUGGCAUGGCAUGUUGCCAGGAGCAGAAUUCCAAAUUCCGGAUUGUGGUCGGACCGAGACAUCGAACCAGCAAAUGAACGGCAAUAUAACGACGACUGGGGACUGUAAGAAUGGAUAUCAGGAUGUAUCGAAUGCCUUGGAUCAGUACUGCGACUCGGUUCGAGCCACAGCAGCAGAAUGCUCGUACUACGUCUCCAAUCCGUGUCAACCACUCCUUGGAGAUCGUGAAAAGCGACAGGUGGAUGAAGGAGUUGAACAAGUUGUGGCCGACGUCAACAAGUACGACUUCAACGUCACCGUCAACGACACAUUUGUCUACUCCGUUCCCGGGCUUCGGGCCGCUUUGGAGAACGCUACGUCGGACGCCCGAAUGACGCUUGACGAAGAGAUCGGAUGCCCGGAUGAAUUCCCAAUCAAGACGCUGGAUGUGGCCACCCAAAAGGUUUCCUGCGCCAGCUGCGGCCGAUGCCAAAAACCUAAAAGCGUCCAGGUCAACGGCCAACAACAAGACGUCUGCGAUUGCCUAUGCCCGCUCGGGUCAUACUGUAGCGACGAUACGUGCACUGAGUGCCCGGCCAACUACACGACAUACAAUUGUCACAGCUCCGGGCACGGGGAGGCCGAUUGUCAGAUAAUCUGCGGUCCCGGGUUGAUGGUGCGCGACUCGGACAACUGCGAGCCGUGCCCACGGGGGACGUUCAGUGAUCAUGUGUCGGCUAUUUGUGAUCAGUGUCCGGUCGGGGCUACUACGAAUCAUACGGGCGCCACCAGCGAGUCAGAAUGCUUCUUCUGCGCGGCGGGGAUGAAGCUGGACGUGGAUGAGGAGUGCGUGGCGUGCCCAAAGGGGACUUAUAAGACGGAGCAGGACGGUUCCGGGUGUACGCAGUGUCCACACGGAGGCGUAUGGGAGUAUACGACACCAGAAGAGGGUUCCACCCUGCUGGCCAACUGCAGCUUACUGGCAAAGUGCCCCCAGGACGAGCACCCAAUUUCCGAUGACCCCCUGAUUUACGUGAAUCCCACGCACGCCAUCGCGGAGUACUGUACAAAGUGUCCGUUCGGGACGACGACUGAAGCUCGGAAUUGCGCCCCGUUGAAGUGCUGCAACUGCACGACGCUGGCCACUUGCUCAAACGUACAAUGUACACCUGGCUCCACCCGCGUCUCGCAGCAAUGCGCUGAAAAUCUGGAAUGCGACGAGGCGACCUACACGUGCAAGGAGAAGUCCAGUACGCACACUAAUGAAAAGCACUCCCCAAGUCGGUGGUGGAUAGGUGUACUUGUUGGAGUUGGAGCCGUCUGCUUGGCCGCUGCUGCCUUGUUUGCACUUGUUUGGUAUCGAAGCAGCUUCAACCAGUUCAUCUGCUGCGGUAAGGGACGCAACAAGGAGAUGAUCUCCACACAGUAUCAACGUCGAGAACCGAACGUUCAGGCACCAAGGCUCGUGCUCAGCGAUGGAAACACGUCUGCUGCUCCUGCCACAUCGCCGCUACCGGUACGCUUUAAGCCGAGGAGAAUGAAUUCUCGGGAAAUCAUCACUACCGAUUUGAACCCGCAGCCAUAUGUGGAUUAUGCUGAGCAACAACAAACGCAACCCCCAAUAACGACACAUCUGCCUAAUCGACCUCCAUCUACGCAGACGUCGGUGCGGUUACGAAAUCGACAUCCAGUCGAGUUGAGCCGUCUCCCACCGCCUAUCCAAACGCAACGCGACACCUUUCAUCGCAGCAUCCCGACACGACAAAGCAGCCGAAAGCGACGCUCAUUCCACGACUCGAUCUCCUCCAAUCGCGAGUCCUACAACGAAUUCGACGACGAGAGCGACGAGGAGGAUGGCUAUUUCGGA
Mesorhabditis spiculigera is the source of this 5982-nucleotide messenger RNA. The record is from the annotation of a GenBank genome assembly. NCBI's taxonomy places the organism in Eukaryota, Metazoa, Nematoda, Chromadorea, Rhabditida, Rhabditidae.